This is a messenger RNA of Durusdinium trenchii, 983 nucleotides long. Lineage: Eukaryota; Dinophyceae; Suessiales; Symbiodiniaceae. The record is from the annotation of a GenBank genome assembly.
CUGAGCCACUGUUCGCUUUUUCCUUUGCGGAACACCAGCGCUUUGCCGCGCAACGGGUCGCGGACGCACACCACGCGGACGCCGUCGUGGACGCCAUGCCGCUGGGCAUCAAUCUCUUCGGCUCCGGCCACACGGAAGAAGCACAGAAGGAGUCCGCCAAGGAGAUGGUCCGGGACUGGCAGCGGAAGCUGCGCUCCGAGGUCCGUGGUGUGGACCGCAGCAUCAGGAAGAUUGAACAGGAAGAAGACAAGAUCAGAGGAGAGAUCAAGGCGAUGGCCAGCAAGGGAGGUGAUCCCAAGAGUGUUCAGAUGCUGGCCAAGUCGCUGGUCCGAUCCAGUAAGGCCAAGGCGCGGCUGUACACGUCGAGAUCCAUCAUGCAAUCUGCGGCGGCCGAGCUGGAGACGACCGCCGCCACGAUGCGCUUGUCCGACUCCAUGAGCAAAUCCACCGAGGUCAUGAAGCAGAUGAACUCCCUGGUCCGCAUCCCCGAGAUGGAGGAGUCGAUCAGCUCGAUGAAGCGGGAGAUGAUGCGCGCGGGGUUGAUCGAAGAGAUGAUGGACGAAGGGAUGGAAGAUCUGGAUGGGCCUGAGAUGGAAGAAGAGGCGGAAGCCGAGGUGGACAAAGUCUUGGAAGAUUUGGCCGUGGAUGCCUCACUGCGAAUGGCCAUUCGACCGCAGGCGGCCACCGCCACGGCCGAAGCUGCGGGCGCCCAGUCGGUGGCCGCGCCGCAGCGUGCGGUCGCAGCCUCCGGCGGUUAUGCUUAGAAGGCCUUUGGGAGGUCGCGUCUCGCAGCCUCUCCUCCUCCCCUCUCCGCCCGAACUCAUGAAAAACUCGUUCAACCCAAUCCGGACGGGUUGGAAGGAAAGGGCGGACGGCGGUUGCGCCACAACGAAACGAACACUGGCCGGGUGCUUUCAGUGAAACUGAAGCACUGGCUCGAACACCGAAGCCAGCCAAAACGGUCAGCCGGAAGAAAAACCGCC